Messenger RNA from Naegleria fowleri, 1758 nucleotides. RefSeq lists its product as uncharacterized. The record is from RefSeq and is a predicted model, not a curated record. The coding region runs from base 1 to 1758 and encodes 585 amino acids. NCBI's taxonomy places the organism in Eukaryota, Heterolobosea, Eutetramitea, Acrasida, Naegleriidae. The transcript has 4 exons. Gene Ontology annotation, cellular component: Golgi apparatus.
AUGUUUUCGAGGAUCAAAGAAGUAGUUUCUGACAGAAGAAGAACACCAUCGAGCUCCUCGAACUCAUCAUUCACUCUUUCACAACCAUCCAUUCCCUCUUCUUCGAAUCAUCAUCAUCAUCAAUUGUACUCGGAUUCGAUUCACCCUCCUCCUCAUCACCAUGAUCCUACAACUACUCACUUGAACACCACCACCACCACUCUGAAUACCACUACCACCACCACCACCAACACCACUCUGAAUACCAUCACCACACUCGAUCCCUCUUCUGUCACCACCACCACAAAUACCACAAAUACCACAAAUACCACCACUUCUGCUGCUAAUGUUGAUGUUGUUGUUGACUAUUAUUAUGACAUUAGUGAUGUCAUUAAAAACACUGAACUUGCCAUGAAUGAAUCAUCUUUGAAUCAUGCUCCUUCUUCUAGAUUUCAUAUUCAAUAUUUAAAAUUUAAAAGAAAAUUAACUUGUAUGUCCAUAUGGUCCAAAAUAUUCCUUUCAUUGGUGAUUGUGUUAGUGACCACUAUAUUUAUUGCAGGUCUGACAAGUAUGAUCUUUAAUGCUGCAGUGUUGAAAAAUUCAACAGCUGUUUAUUUUCUAAGUGCCAUGUUUUUAUUUAGUGGAAUAACUUUGAUCUAUUUUGCAUGUGUGGCAAUAUUUGCUGAAAAUGAAUAUUUAUUAUUUGCAUUUCUAGUUCAAAGUAUUUGGGGUGGAUUAAUGGCUGCAUUUAUGGUGUAUCAGAGUGUGUCUGUGACCAUUGUGGAAAGUAGUAGUAGUAAUACUAAUAGUGGUAAUAGUGAUCAUGUGACAACCAAAGUGGUGGUCAUUCUAUUAAUAAUUAUUCCAAGUUGUUUAUAUUAUUUGGCAUUUCUAUUGUUUUUAAUGAUAUUGAUACCAGUGUAUCGAUCCUUUGGAUGGAAGAUUUUCAGACGUGUGGGUUCUUCUCCUCAUCUCGUUCGAUACUAUCGAUUUUAUUGUAUUUAUAAGGCCAUUCUUCAAGUCGAUGUUGGAUUUUUAACAGCAUUACUUAUUAUGGCAGUUUUUUGGCUCAAAUUUGAUUGGAUACCUUGGUCUCAAAUUGGACUCGCUUCUUCCUAUUUAUUUUCAUUGAUUUGUGUUCCAUUGACGUUCCUUGCUAUUAAGAAAGAAUGGUAUCUCUUACAAAUUCCAAUCUUAUUAUUUGAUUUAGUAUUACCUGGAUAUUUAGUUUACAAAAUUAUUGAAGCAUGGAUUGAAAAGGAAACUAGAAUUACAAAAGAUACUGUUUUAGAUCAAACUGCUAUUGUAGUUAUUAUGACACUUAUAUCAAUAUUUGUUUUAUUGGUUCGAUUUGUCAUGAUUGCAUUUGGUGUGAUUUGUACUGUGAAUUUUAGAAAGGGUUUGAAAAGAAUAUUCGAACAAGAUUUCAUCCAUUACAAGAGAAGAUUUUAUACCUUAUUUGGAAUGAAGAAUCGAUUGAAUCGUUUAAAUGCUGAACUGCAACAAAGUCUCAUCGAUUCUCAAAAGAAAGAGGAAGAAGAGAGAUGGCAUCAUCAACGACAUCGCCAACAUCAACAACACGAAUCACUCAACCAUGGUGGUGGUGGUCGUCUCCUCCUCCUCACAGAUUCAGAAACAACCUCUCCAACAACAACAACAACUCGGGAUCAUGUGGAGAAGAGGAAGAAGAAAAAGAAGAAAAAGGUUAAAACAACUCGUGAAAGUAGUGGUGGUGGUGGUGGAAUUGGUGAUAGUAGUAGUGCCUAUUCCCAACUUUAA